Mus caroli (Ryukyu mouse) is the source of this 3121-nucleotide messenger RNA. The record is from RefSeq and is a predicted model, not a curated record. Lineage: Eukaryota; Metazoa; Chordata; Mammalia; Rodentia; Muridae.
GAGUCUGUAUAACGGGACGGGUAAAGUCCCUUCGUCAUUAGAGGACUACUUCUGCAUAGUGGGGCCAGCCUUGGUCCUUCAUAGGACAACGUGGCCAUUAGUUAUUAGUUAUUGUUUUUAUCACACAUAGAUGUUCUGUUUGAAUGGCUACUCUUGGGAUCUUGAGGGAUGGCGGGAUUCGUCUCCGUUCUUACCAACUGGAAGGAGUCAAUUGGCUAGUCCAGUGCUUUCAUUGCCAGAAUGGCUGCAUCCUGGGAGAUGAGAUGGGCUUGGGGAAGACCUGCCAGACUAUCGCUCUCCUCAUUUACUUGGUGGGGAGACUGAAUGAUGAAGGGCCGUUUCUGGUUCUCUGUCCCUUGUCUGUUUUGAGCAACUGGAAAGAAGAGAUGGAGAGAUUUGCUCCAGGUCUUUCCUGUGUGACAUACACAGGUGACAAGGAAGAGAGAGCCCGCCUUCAGCAGGACCUAAGACAGGAGUCAGGUUUUCACGUGCUGCUGACGACCUAUGAGAUUUGCUUGAAAGAUGCCUCAUUUCUAAAAUCCUUCUCUUGGAGCGUUCUUGCUGUGGAUGAAGCUCACAGAUUGAAAAACCAGAGCUCCCUGCUGCACAGGACACUUUCAGAGUUCUCAGCGGUCUUCCGUCUCCUGCUCACCGGAACGCCCAUCCAGAACAGCCUCCGGGAGCUCUACUCCCUCCUCUGUGUCGUGGAGCCUGAUGUCUUCUGCAGAGAACAGGUGGAAGAUUUCGUUCAGCGUUACCAGGACAUGGAGAAAGAGUCCAAAUCAGCAAGCGAGCUGCACAGGCUCUUGCAGCCAUUUCUCCUGAGGCGUGUGAAAGCUCAGGUAGCCACAGAGCUUCCCAAGAAGACAGAGGUGGUGGUGUACCACGGCAUGUCCGCACUGCAGAAAAAGUACUACAAGGCCAUCCUGAUGAAAGACCUGGAUGCAUUUGAGAACGAGACAGCAAAGAAAGUCAAACUCCAGAACAUCCUAACGCAGCUUCGGAAGUGUGUGGACCACCCGUAUCUGUUCGAUGGUGUGGAACCAGAGCCCUUUGAAGUUGGAGAGCACCUGAUUGAGGCCAGUGGGAAGCUUCACCUGCUGGACAGGCUGCUGGCGUUUCUGUAUUCAGGGGGCCAUCGGGUUUUACUUUUCUCCCAGAUGACACACAUGCUGGAUAUUCUGCAGGACUAUAUGGACUACAGAGGCUACAGCUACGAGCGUGUGGACGGCUCCGUGAGAGGAGAGGAGAGACACCUGGCCAUUAAGAACUUUGGAAACCAGCCCAUUUUUGUUUUUCUCCUGAGCACCCGGGCAGGUGGAGUGGGCAUGAACUUAACAGCGGCAGACACCGUCAUUUUUGUCGACAGCGACUUCAACCCUCAGAAUGACUUGCAGGCGGCCGCCAGAGCUCACCGAAUUGGCCAGAACAAGUCUGUUAAAGUCAUCCGGCUGAUCGGCCGCGACACUGUGGAAGAAAUCGUAUAUAGGAAGGCGGCCUCCAAACUGCAGCUUACCAACAUGGUCAUAGAAGGAGGUCAUUUCACGCCAGGAGCCCAGAAACCUUCAGCCGAGGCCGACUUCCAGUUAAGUGAGAUUCUCAAAUUCGGCUUGGAUAAACUGCUGUCCUCUGAGGGGAGCUCCAUAGAAGAUAUAGACCUGAAGUCCAUCCUGGGAGAAACCAAAGAUGGCCAGUGGACCCCUGAUGCUCUGCCUGCAGCAGCAGCAGCAGCAGCAGGAGGAAGCCUAGAACCAGAGGAAGGAAAAAACCAUAUGUACUUGUUUGAAGGUAAAGACUAUUCUAAGGAGCCCAGUAUGGAAGACAGAAAGUCAUUUGAACAGCUGGUGAAUCUUCAGAAAACUCUUCUAGAGAAGACAAGUCACGGGGGCCGGACCCUCCGGAACAAAGGCAGCGUUCUUAUCCCAGGCCUUGCAGAAGGGCCCAUCAAAAGGAAGAAGAUCCUUAGCCCAGAGGAGCUGGAGGACAGACGGAAGAAAAGACAGGAAGCAGCGGCUAAAAGGAAGAGACUGAUGGAGGAGAAGAGGAAGGAGAAGGAGGAGGCUGAACACAGGAAGAAGAUGGCCUGGUGGGAAUCCAACGGUUACCAGUCCUUCUGCCUGUCCUCGGAGGACAGCGAGCUUGAGGACCUGGAGGACGGAGAUGAGUCUUCUGCCGAGCUAGCUUAUGAAGAUCUAGACUCAACCUCCAUUAACUAUGUUAGUGGCGACGUCACCCACCCCCAGGCUGGCGAAGAAGAUGCUGUCAUUGUGCACUGUGUAGAUGAUUCUGGCCGCUGGGGCAGAGGCGGCUUAUUCACAGCUCUGGAAGUACGAUCAGCUGAACCAAGAAAAAUAUACGAGCUGGCUGGGGAAAUGGAAGACCUGAGUUUGGGCGAUGUCCUUCUAUUUCCUAUCGACGAUAAAGAGUCACGAGACAAGGGGCAAGAUCUGUUGGCCUUGGUUGUGGCUCAGCACCGUGAUCGCACCAAUGUCCUGUCUGGCAUUAAGAUGGCAGCCCUAGAAGAGGGCCUGAAGAAGAUAUUUUUAGCAGCAAAGAAAAAGAAAGAAAAUCUUUCCCCGUCUUCCAUGUCGAUGUUAGGGCUGGUUCUUCUUCCCGGCCCCAGGCUCCCAGAAGGCUCCGCCACAUGGCUGGUCACCUGUGCUCAGCAAGCGUUCAUCUUCCACGAAUUGGACAUGCUACAAAGGGUUUUAACUGGUAUGGUACCGAAAGACUUAUCCGGAAACAUUUGGCUACACGAGGCAUCCCAACUUACAUAUACUACUUUCCCAGAAGUAAGGCCCGCCAUUCACAGCCUGCAUCCUCCACCUCAGCACCACUGGUUCCUUAGCAACCAGCCCAGCGUUGGGUCCAGUUUCCAGCAGCCAGUUAGAUUCUUGCUCCCAGACUGACUGUUAGUUUUCAGGAAACAAGGCUAUCUUUGGUCAUACUCUCUGCUCUGGAAUUUCUGGGCUAGUCUUUUCUGAAUUCUAAUUCUGUUCCUCUGGAAGUGUUAACUGUGAUCCAGUACCUGUAAUACAGGAACACACAAUGUAUAUGGGGAAGCCCUUUGGCUUCAGAUUGCCUACAUUUGAAUAAUUAUAAAUUGCCUAUUGUUAAUGGU